Papaver somniferum (opium poppy) is the source of this 1827-nucleotide messenger RNA. RefSeq lists its product as uncharacterized. The coding region runs from base 1 to 1827 and encodes 608 amino acids. The transcript is spliced from 3 exons. Gene Ontology annotation, biological process: DNA integration. NCBI's taxonomy places the organism in Eukaryota, Viridiplantae, Streptophyta, Magnoliopsida, Ranunculales, Papaveraceae. The record is from RefSeq and is a predicted model, not a curated record. Gene Ontology annotation, molecular function: nucleic acid binding.
AUGUCUAAAUAUUGUUUUGUACAACCUUCCUUGGAAUAUUUAGGCCAUAUAGUUACAUCUGAAGGGGUUUCUGCAGAUCGAACAAAAAUUGCUUGUAUGCAGUCUUGGCCAGUACCUAAAAAUCUUAAGGAACUUAGGGGUUUCCUUGGGCUCACUGGAUAUUAUAGGAAGUUUGUGCAGCACUAUGGAUCUAUCAGCAAGCCACUCACCAACCUUCUCAAGAAAAAUUUAUUCAUAUGGAGCUCAGCUGCUACAAAUGCAUUUGAGGCACUUAAAUUAGCCAUGAGCACUACACCUUCCUUGGCUUUGCCAGACUUUACCAAGACAUUUGUUGUUGAAAGUGAUGCCAGUGACCUGUGCAUUGGAGAUGUACUACUUCAGGAAGGUAAACCUAUAGCUUACUUCAGCAAGCCAUUAAGACCCAGAGCUAGAGCACUUUCCACUUAUGAGAAGGAAUUCCUAGCCAUUGUCCUGGCUGUGCAAAGGUGGAGGCAUUAUUUACAAGGCCACAAGUUUAUCAUCAGAACAGAUCAUCAAAAUAUUCAGUAUUUUCUUAACCAAAAAAUCACUACUUCUCUACAACAAAAAUAUCUCAUUAAACUUUUGGGAUUUGAUUAUGAAAUACAAUAUAAGAAGGGUACUGCAAAUAUUGUUGAUGAUGCUCUGUCUAGAAGACCAAUGACUGAAGCUGCUUGCAAUGCAAUAUAUCUUUCUACACCAUCAUGGGUACAAGAUGUCAUCCACAGUUAUGACCAAGAUCACAAAGCAGCACAAAUUAUUUCACAUCUACUUCUCCAAUAUGAUAGUGUUCCUCACUUCACCUACAAGGAAGGCAUCUUAAGAUACAAAAACAGGCUCUACAUUGGCACUGGUGGUCAGAUCAAGCAUGGCAACAUCACCAUGGAUUUCAUUGAUGGCCUCCCUAUCAGCAACAGAAAAUCUGUCAUUUUAGUCAUUGUUGAGAGGCUCACAAAGUAUGCUCAUUUUAUUGCUCUGCAGCAUCCAUACACUGCUGCUUCUAUGGCCCAAGAAUUUCUCACUAAUGUGUUCAAAUUACAUGGUUUACCCUCUUCCAUUGUGUCAGACAGAGACAAGAUGUUCACCAUCAAUUUUUGGCAAGAUUUGUUCAAAUCCUUGGGAACUGAACUAAACUUGAGCACUUCUUAUUACCCCCAAACUGAUGGGCAAACUGAAAGAGUUAAUGCCUGCCUGGAGAAUUAUUUGAGGUGUAUCUGUGGCCACAAACCAAGCAACUGGAGUCAAUGUCUAGCACUGGUAGAAUGGUGGUACAACACCAGCUAUCAUAGAGGCCUGAAAAUUUCACCAUUUCAAGUAUUAUAUGGGUAUGUACCUCCUCACAUGGCUUUUCCAACUACUGCAACAACAUCUGUGGAUGCAGUGGAAUCAUACUUAAAGGAGAGAGCUACUAUGAUAGAGUUACUCAAAGAAUCACUGGGUAAGGCCCAAGAACGUAUGAAACUCUAUGCUGACAUUUCCAGAGUUGAAAGAUCAUUUGUGGUAGGAGAUCUUGUCUAUCUGAAGCUUCAACCAUAUAGACAGGCCUCUGUGUCCCUAAGAAAAAACUUUAAACUUUCAGAAAAGUUUUAUGGCCCUUUCAAGAAAGUGUUGCAGACAAGAACUAUCAUCAUCGUAAAACAGUUGGUGCCUCAGGUUUUGAUUCAAUUGACAAAUUCUUCACCGGGGGAGGCUACUUGGGAAGCAAUCUCCAACAUCAAAGCUCAUUACCCUAGAUUUAUCCUUGAGGACAAGGAUUCUCUUCAGGGGAAGGCAAUGUUGCAUUCUGUUGGGAAACAACACACACCUUAG